Molecule: messenger RNA, 1001 nt
Organism: Rhinichthys klamathensis goyatoka
Lineage: Eukaryota; Metazoa; Chordata; Actinopteri; Cypriniformes; Leuciscidae
Exons: 2
Coding region: 213-1001 (262 amino acids)
Source: RefSeq, a predicted model, not a curated record
UCCGAAGUCUGGUCCUUGUCAAGUGUGGACACCUCACAGCUAGAAGAAAACACUUGACAGUGAAAAACCGGCCUGGCCAGAAGGAAACCGGCUGUGACCAGUGAAGACUCCACAAAAGCCCACCGCAAAGAGGGAGAAGACUCCACCUGGGGGCCUGGAGGAAAUCAACUACCUGCCGUCCACCUGUCAGUCCAACAGCCAAAAAGGGCAACAUGGCCGAGUCCAAGUCACUCGAAGAGCUGAAAUUGGAGCGAACUACAGUAAAAAGACUUUUUUCCCGACUCGCCAACCAUAUAAAGAGGACCCACAUGGAGAUGUCUGUAGAGGAGCUACAAGAUAACUUCAAAAGACUCACAGCGGAGGGCGCCAAAGUGAUGGAUGUAAAUGAGGAGGUUGAGGCUGCUUACAUUGAACUCGGCAGAGGAACCGAAGCGGAAGGCGCACCUGAGUUAAGUGACCAGCAGAGAGCCGACCUCGAGAAGACGGAGAAAGAGUGUGAGCAGAAGUUAAAAGAAGGAAAGCACCUAGUUCAGGAGACACUAUGGGCCUCAUUUGGUGAGAGAGAACUGACCCUUGCUCUAAAAGCUGCAGAGGCAGAGUGUGAGAACGUCUUCUCCGCUCAGCCUAACACACCCCUGGAGGCGUAUGACUUUAUGCUCCACCAUUUAGAGAGCCUGGUGCACAAAGCCAAAGAAGCGCACCAGACCUGGAACCGCUGGGCUCCCCCAGCCGAGAAGCAAGACUCCACUCGUCGGCUAACGGAGCUCGAAACCCAACUUCCUAAGCUGGUGUCAAGGAAAGCCGCCCUGAUCGGAGCAGCAAGAAUUAAAGAGGACACCAAGAAGGUACCCGUCACAGCCCACAGCGCAGCCCCUGUUGCAGCCAUAAAGCUCAAAGCCACAGCUUUACCAAAAAGAGAGAAAAAAAAAAGGGCCGAGAUUCUACUUCAUGUCUCAUCAAGUCCAAUUUUCCUUGGGUUUAUGGCUCUGUUGCCAUGGUAG